AUGGAGGGGCCUCCGAAGAAUGUACCAGUCACUGGGGGUUUGGAGCAGGCAGGGACAGCGCCCAAAAGACACCUUGGUCCAGCGCAGCAGGGCUCACCCCCCAGCAGCACCGCCGGGGCCCUGACGCUGAAACAGCUCCUGGAGCGCAGGCUGGAGGCUGUGGAGGACCUUGCUGCCAUCUACACGGAGCAGCUCUGGGACACAUUGGAUGAGCUGGGGCAUGCGGCGGCCGGUCUGGGGGGGAGGGGCGGUGACGCUUCUACGGCGCCUGGCUCAGGGGAAAUCACUCUCCCUGGGACGGGCCACGCAGGGGUGGCCGACCACGCCUCGGCAGCGGCACCCGUUGCCCCGCAGCCUGGGCCGCCGGGCGCCGAUGCCCUGCACCCGAGCGUGCGGGAGUGGCUGCGUCGCCGAGCCCUGGGCGCCGACGGUGCCCAGCUGGCGGCCUGUCCCCCGCCCCCCCUUUUCGAGGUGGCGGAGGAGGCGCUGCUCGCGGGCGUGGUGCCGAGCCGGGCGCCAGCAUUCACUGGCGCCGAGGCCCAGGCCGGCCCGCGCCGCGCUUUCCACGACCAGCUGGCGCACGUGAGCGCGCUGGAGCGACUUGCCGCCGCAUCGCUCUCGCGCUGGUUGGACGGUGGCGCGGACGGCGCGCUGGCCGUGCUGGCCGACGCUGCCGGGCCCAAGGAAACCGCGUCGCCGACGCUGCCGCUGGACGUCGACCUAAGUCUGGAGGCGGGGCCGACGGCCGCCAACCGUGUGUCCCGGCGCCAGGCCCUCCUCUGGGUGCCCACGGAGACGGAGGGCGCGGGGGGCGCCAGGACGAAGGGACCCGUCUCACUCGCGUUGCGCUGCAUCGGCCGCCGGCCGAUGCGCGUGAACGGGGGCGCCGUGCCACCGGGGACAAGCGUGCUCGUGCCCCACGCCUCCCUGGUGCAGUUGACCUGUUGA
Auxenochlorella protothecoides is the source of this 948-nucleotide messenger RNA. RefSeq lists its product as hypothetical. NCBI's taxonomy places the organism in Eukaryota, Viridiplantae, Chlorophyta, Trebouxiophyceae, Chlorellales, Chlorellaceae. The transcript is spliced from 4 exons. The record is from RefSeq and is a predicted model, not a curated record. The coding region runs from base 1 to 948 and encodes 315 amino acids.